AUGUCGAAGCGAGGACGCGGAGGAUCGGCGGGUAACAAGUUCAGGAUGUCUCUAGGUCUUCCAGUGGCUGCGACGGUGAAUUGCGCCGACAACACCGGGGUAAAGAACCUCUACAUCAUUUCAGUGAAGGGAAUGAAGGGUAGGCUCAACCGUCUCCCUACUGCUUGCGUCGGUGACAUGGUUAUGGCCACCGUCAAGAAGGGUAGGCCCGAUCUCAGGAAGAAGGUCACGCCUGCAGUCAUUGUCCGCCAGCGCAAGCCAUGGCGCCGAAAGGACGGUGUCUACAUGUACUUUGAAGAUAAUGUUGGAGUGAUUGUUAAUCCCAAGGGAAAAAUGAAAGGUUUUGCAAUCAGUGGUCCCAUUGAAAGGAGUGUGAUGAUCUUUCGCCUAGGAUUGCGAGUGUUGCCAAUGCGAUUGUUUAAUGCACCGCAUCUUAAUUUUGAAGAGAACUAUAGUUUACUGAAUGUUUGUUUUAGGUAUCUGGUACUAUCCUUUUGUGGAUGUGGUAAUUUUAAUAGACGGUUGGUAUGUAAGAGUUAA
This is a messenger RNA of Oldenlandia corymbosa var. corymbosa, 540 nucleotides long. The record is from the annotation of a GenBank genome assembly. Lineage: Eukaryota; Viridiplantae; Streptophyta; Magnoliopsida; Gentianales; Rubiaceae.